Aspergillus fijiensis CBS 313.89 is the source of this 858-nucleotide messenger RNA. Its product is annotated as sulfotransferase family protein. NCBI's taxonomy places the organism in Eukaryota, Fungi, Ascomycota, Eurotiomycetes, Eurotiales, Aspergillaceae. The transcript is spliced from 3 exons. The record is from RefSeq and is a predicted model, not a curated record. The coding region runs from base 1 to 858 and encodes 285 amino acids.
AUGUCUUUGGUUCACUCCGACAACCUGGCUCCUCAGCCAUGGACCGACAUCUUCACCGAGGAUACCUGCAUCGAUAGACGGCAGUGCCACCGGACGGUGCCGAUGAAGGUGCUUGCCCUGGGUGUGGGAAGAACGGGAACAGCUUCCCUCCGCAAGGCCCUUGAGCGCCUUGGCUACAUGAAGACCUACCACAUGAUGUCCGCCAGCAUGGAGAACCCGCCAGACUGCUUGAUGUGGCACGAUGCUCUGAGCGCCAAGUACGACGGCGUGGGCGAGUUCGGUAGAAAGGAGUGGGAUCAGCUUCUGGGUGACUGCCAGGCCGUGUGCGACUGGCCUGCCUGCGCCUUUGCUAAGGAGCUGAUUGAGGCCUACCCUAACGCCAAGGUCAUCUUGACCACCCGUGAGGUCGAGUCUUGGCACGCUUCCGUGAUGAAGACCGUUUGGUGGCGUGUGUCGGAUCCCGAGCACCGAUUCGUCUCGAACUUCAGCUGGGCCGCCAGCAUGUACUACCCCAUGCUCAACAAGUUCUUCCAGACCUUCUUCCGGGGCGACUUCCCCAACCAGGGCAAGCAGGUGUACCUCGAUCACGUGGAGGAGGUCCGCAGCCUGGUGCCCCCGGAGAGACUGCUCGAGUACCAGAUUGGCGAGGGCUGGGGCCCGCUCUGUGAAUUCCUGGGCGAGGAGGUGCCUGACACCCCCUUCCCCCGCGGCAACGACAUGGCCGACUUCUUCAAGCGCUGCCGCUCCCGCAACAGGCGCCAGAUGCUGAACGCCGCCCUCCAGGCAUUCACUAUGGGUGGAGCUAUCCUGGCCACCGGCUUGGCUGCCACCAUGGCCUUCAAGCGCUUCUCUCGGUAG